This is a messenger RNA of Diaporthe citri, 3363 nucleotides long. RefSeq lists its product as uncharacterized. Gene Ontology annotation, molecular function: ATP hydrolysis activity; ATP binding. Bases 1 to 3363 code for a protein of 1120 amino acids. The transcript is spliced from 8 exons. The record is from RefSeq and is a predicted model, not a curated record. Lineage: Eukaryota; Fungi; Ascomycota; Sordariomycetes; Diaporthales; Diaporthaceae.
AUGGCUCUCAAGGAUGCAGCCUCAACCAUAAGCUCAUCCCACAAAUCAUACGCGCUUCCUGAUUGGUUCCUGGAACAAAAUGUCAAAACCAGUCGGGACCUCGCUACGAUCCCCGACCAAGUGGUCUUCUGCAACUGCAAGGAUUGCGAAGGGACGAAGCUCGCUGACGAUGAAUUUGAAGGUGCUGAGCAGCCAGGUGAUAAAACAAACGGGGCAAACAAGAAGAGUGAGCCAGGACAGCCAAUGGACGAAAUGCAUUACAAGACCUGUUCAGAGCUUCGUGAUGUCAUUUGCGCAUCGUUCAUGCCUUUCUGCAACACAAGGCUCAAGCAGGACUCAACCAUAGUCUUCUGUAUGCAAGAGGAAAGCACUGGCUUGCUGGAGCCGGCCUGGAUGAGUCGGGUAGUUGAAAACGCGGUUAAAGCAACGAGGGGCAUCUCCAUGAUCUUCUUCGAUCUCGAAACACUGGAGGAGCUCGGCUGCUGGGAGCCGAACAGGGAAUCGUUUACAACGUUUCUGGAGCACUUCUUCGCCAUCCGCUCCAAGGCCAAAGCUGGCGAAAAGGCGUGGCAGCGCAACCAGGAGGUGUUGUCCGCACACCUUGAUCCGGUCAAAGUGAAACAAACAGCCGAGUGCCCCAAGAUGAAGGAAGGAGAUGACUCCGGUGCCUUGAUAAUCCACAUUAUGGACUGCAAUUUGGUGAACCAAACACUUGCAUCUAAGGUGAAGCAAGCAGUUCUGAUGCGCAUCUCUGAAAUGGUGCGGGCAAGACGCGAGCAGGGUGAAGCUGUGGCGAUCCUCUUGUCCACCAAUUAUCCCUGGUACCGACACAGCGAGGAAGAGUUCAAAAAAAUUGGAGCUACAAGAGACUCGACUGUGGCUGCGUCCAGAGACAAGAUUCUCGAUUGGGAACAGCGGAAUGAGGUGCGUACAGGCAUCGUCAACACCCAACGUCUGCGCCGGGUCAUGAGACACCACCUCCCCUCAAACCUGUUUUGUUCUGAGCUUCUGAAGUUCUGUUCAGAUUGGACCUCCACAAAUCGGGCUCAGACCUACAAGUCGUUUGGGAAGAAACUGUGGUCAUCGGGUGACGUGGAAAAGUCCAUUACCAUUCUUAUGGGACGAGGCUGGAGAAUCAGCAAGGCCAGGUCCCAAAUGAGCUUCACGGACCCAUGUCAUGUACUCGAACGUUUGAAUCUUUUCCACCAGGCUGAAUCAGAUUGCAAGAGUCAAGCGACGGAGGAGAUGAAGGAGACGGGAGACAUCAUUGACACUGCUCGCCGGCAGGACGCCAAUUUAGCUCAAGAAAUAUUCAGCGCAGUCUUCACGGGCAGCUCGGGGUCAGGCAAAUCCACUGUCGCGAGGCUGUAUGCCCAGUUUCUAUCAGUCCUAGGAGUUGUCCCCAAUCUCAGAUUCGAGCAAACGACUGGCGCAAGGCUGGCCGACGGAGGAGUUUCUGAACGUAAAGCAAUCAUCAGAAGACUCAAGAAAAUGAGUACCGGCGACAGCGACACGGAUUCGCGUUGCGAAAAGAUGCUAGGGGUAAUCUUCAUCGACGGGGCGCAUAAAAUGGUGCCUGAUGGGGCGAAUAAACCCUUCAACUAUCUCAUGGACGAGGUCCAGCGGCUCCAGGGGCAGGUGGUCUUUCUCUUCGCGGGAUCACUCCAACAGAUGCAAUCAUUCAUGGGCUUGUCACCGUCACUACGGAGCCACGUUCCGUUCACUUUCAAGUUAGAUGACUUCACCGACGGCGAGCUUCAUCAGAUUCUGGUCCAACAAUUGCAACCCAAGUUUCAGGGCAAGAUGCGCGUAGAAGGAGGUGUCAACGGUAUUUUCAUGCGGAUUCUCACCAGACGGAUUGGCCGCGGCCGCGGCGGGGGCUGCUUCGCCAACGCUCGAGACGUCCAGAACGCGCUUCUCCGCGUGCUUCUUCGCCAGGCCAAUCGUUUGAGCCACAGCAGAAGGCUGCAAGAAGAUGCCGACGAUCUGCUUUUGACGCACAUCGACCUCCUCGGACCUCCGCCAAUAUCCACAUUGGAGAACAAGACUUCGCUCAACAAAGUUUUCCUCGGGAACCCUGGUACUGGCAAGACAACAGUUGCGAAACACUACGCUCGAAUUCUAACGGAGCUCGGUCUACUGAGCAACGGGGAGGUCAUAGUGAAAAGCUUUCACGACUUCAUCGGGAUGUGGCGGGGCCACUCAGAAAAUCUGACCAAGGAAAUCCUCGACUCUGCCCAAGGCAAGGUUCUCAUCAUAGAUGAGGCCUAUGGUCUCGGGCGACCUAACAGACAUAACAACUUCUCGCGUGCCGUGAUCGACACCAUGGUUUCCGAGGUUCAGGCCACCUCCACUGAAGAUCGAGCCGUACUGCUGCUGGGUUACAAGGACGAAAUGGAAGAAUGCUUCGGCGGGUCAAUCCUGGUCUCGGAAGAAGAUUCCCGCUCUCAGUUCAAAGAGAUGGACUUCGAUCCCGAUUAUGAUCGACAAGACCGGGCUCAGUCCAAUAUCCAAGAAGACUUUACGGACUUUGUUGGUGCUGACGCACUGGUCGCCAAGUUCCAAGCAUACCAGCGCAUCGCACAAAAAUCAAAGGAUAUUGGACUCGAUCCUAGAGAUCAGAUACCCUUCAACUUCGUCUUCCGUGGCCCUCCAGGGAAAACAACAACUGCCCGGAAGCUGGGCCAGAUAUUCUUCGACAUGGGCUUUCUAGCCACAAGAGAGGUCGAACUCAUCGCCGAGUAUGUCGGCCAAACAGAUCCCAAGACGCAGGAAAUGUUCCAGAAGGCUCUGGGCAGGGUUCUCUUCAUCGACGAGGCAUACCGGCUUGCAGAGAAGCGGUUCGGAAAGGAGGCCGUGGAUGAGAUUAUCAACCUUGUCACUUUGCCCAAGUACAAGAAUAGAAUGGUUGUUGUCCUGGCCGGAUAUGACCAGGAUAUCAACCAUCUACUGGCCACUAAUCCCGGCUUCGGAAGCCGUUUCUCAGAAGUCGUCGAGUUCUCGAAUCUUUCUCCCAGCCGUUGUCAAGAGUUGCUUGUGCGACUCUUGGAAGACAGAAAGUUAGGUGUGAGCAGUUUGCGUUUUCCAUCGGUUGCGGCAAGGACUAAGGCCUCCUUUCAAACACUGUCACAUGUGCCGGGCUGGGGCAAUGCCAGAGACGUAGAAAACCUUGCCACGUCUCUAUUUGGCAAAGUCGUCUCGGUUCCCGUGUCUCCUCCCUGCUUACACGUGGCCAGUGAAUGGGUCUACGAGAAAAUGAAGGAGAUGAUCGCGGAGAGAAGGAAGCGCGCAGAAGAUGCCUCUGGCUUCAACAGAGCAACAAACCGGCAUCGCCAUCGUGACUCCCCAAACAGCGAGUCCUGA